ACUGUGGCAAUGAGAUAAAUAGAUGUGAGACCUCCGUCUAAGCAGUAGAGAGAGAGAGAUAGUGAGAGAGAGAGAGAGAGAGAGAGAGAGAUGGUCUCCAGGGAGCAGAAGAAAGCUGCUCUGCAUGAGAAGCUACAGCUCCUUCGUUCUGUUACUAAUUCCCAUGCACUUAGCAAAACUUCUAUCAUAGUAGAUGCUUCAAAAUAUAUUCAAGAGUUGAAGGAAAAGGUUGGUGCAGUUGCACGGGAUUUGGAAGAAGCUAACCCCUUGCCUGCGGUUACAGUUGAAACCAUGGAAAAGGGUUUCCUUAUCAAUGUAUUCUUAGAGAAGAGCUUGCCGGGUUUGCUUGUCUCUAUUCUGGAGGCCUUUGAGGAGCUGGGCCUUGAUGUGCUGGAUGCUGAUGUUUCUUGCACCAAUAGGUUUCGCCUAGAAGCAGUUGGAGAACAUCAAACUGAGAGCAUGGAUGCUCAGGUGGUGAGGCAAGCGGUGUUGCAAGCCAUCCAGAAAUGCAGAGAAAGUGAAGAGCAGUAAUGACAUUAGAAGACUACUUCUGACCUUUUGUCAAAAGCGCAAGCUUGGCUUUGGUUAGUUGUGGGUUUGGAAAAUAAGUUUAAUGAAGAUGGUGGCUUCUCUCUUUAGUUAAAUGGGUAUAAGAAUAUGGAUAAAUGACAAAUUACAUAGACAAAAUCUUAAAAUUCGAAUAUAUUCGUGCUUGGAAUCCUUGGUUUGACUUGUGCAUCAUCAAAGCAUAAAUUAAGUAAAUUUAGGGAAAUGAAUCACCUAUAAAAGAAAAGAAAAAAUUAGGGAGAAAGUGACCACACACAUUCAUCAUGGAAGCAUGCAUUAGGUAAAUUUAGAGACAUGAAUCAACUACAAAAGAAAAGAAAAACUAAGGGAGAAAGUGAGUACGUAGAUUCCUUCACCAUGCAAGCCUCAAUUUAUAUUUGUGAUGUCCAAGAAAAGUAGUCUGAUCAUGAAAGAUUGUUUUUCUAGCACUAAUUUCCCAAGAGUUGUGUAAAAACAGAAUGCGAGGAAUUGUUUGGUCAUGUAAUAUCAGUCUUGAGCCCCAUCACGUCUAUGUGGCCAAGAUCUUUUAUUCCUCCAGCAAUCAUUUUGGAUGUGUAGAUUUUGCAAUAA
This is a messenger RNA of Elaeis guineensis (African oil palm), 1137 nucleotides long. Its product is annotated as transcription factor bHLH61. Lineage: Eukaryota; Viridiplantae; Streptophyta; Magnoliopsida; Arecales; Arecaceae. The record is from RefSeq and is a predicted model, not a curated record. Gene Ontology annotation, cellular component: nucleus. Gene Ontology annotation, biological process: regulation of DNA-templated transcription. Gene Ontology annotation, molecular function: sequence-specific DNA binding; DNA-binding transcription factor activity.